CUUCAGCGUGAAUCAAGCUAAGUGAACAAAAACACGUAUUGAUUUUUGUAUGUGCUGUUUUAGGAGAACAACAUAGGCACAAAUAAAUAGGUUUACAUAGCUGUGGAGAGAUGUACGUAUUUAUUAAGUGUCGUUACCCGGAACUUGUGAGCUACAACUCAAACUGACGCCUCAUUUGUACCUGGAGUUAGCUGAGUAAGCUAACUCACAGCCUGCUACUUCUACCAAAACAACACAUUUUUUGAACGUUUUGAAAAGCGGCACCAUGGCCAAUCUAGAGCAGUGGGUUAGUGACCGUCUCCAUGACAUCCUCGGGUUGAGUGACAGAUACGUGUCUCAGUUCAUGAUUGGUACUGCACGGAAAGCAUUGAAUGCACAAGACUUCGUGUCUCGCCUUGAGCAGACGGGCACAAUUGACAUCGACCAGAGUGUGAUUGCCUUCGCACAAGAGCUCUUUGACAAGAUUCCUCGCAAGCAGGUUGUUGAGAAAGCAUCCCGUGCGAUGGAACGAGAAGCCAUUGAAAUGGAUAAGAAAAAUCGGACGUACACGUUACUGGAGGACAGCGACAGUGAUGAAGACACUGUGCAGGAGAAACAGAAAGGGAAAAAGAAAAGCAAGGACAAGGACAGAGGAAACAAGAGGAAGCACAUCAGACGGAAGAAAGAGAGCGAGUCCUCUAGUGAGGAUGAAGCACCUAAACGGAGUAAUUCAGCCCAGUUAGUAAAGAAAGACGAGGAGGAAGAGGAAGAAUGGGAGAAGGAAGAGCGAGAGCGACUGCAGGACAUUGAAGAGAGAGACGCGUUUGCCGAGCGAGUGAGGCAGAAAGACAAGGACAAGACCCGCAACAUAACGGAGAGGACUGACAAAAAGGCUUAUGAGGAAGCUCAGAAGAGGCUGAAGAUGGCUGAAGAGGAUCAGAACAACAUGUUGCCAGAGUUGAGGAAGCGCUCUCGCUGGGAGUAUCUAAAGAAGAGAGAGGCAGAGAAGCUGGAGGACCUGGAGGCAGAGAUCAUAGACGACGAGUAUCUUUUCUCUACUGACGAGCUGACUGAGAGGGAGAGAAAGGAGUUGGAAUACAAACGCACCCUUCGGGACCUGGCUAAAGAUUACAAAAAGGCCGGUGCCAAGGAACAAGAGGAGAGGAAGAACAGAUACUAUAUGCCAGAAGAGAAGAGAAGCAAGGAGGUGCCCCAGAGGGACCUGGAGCUGGAGGAAACUCCCAUGGAGCUGGGAGGAGAGCAAGGCCGCUGGGAGGAGGAGAGGUUGAAAACAGCCUCCCUCAGCUUCGGGGCCAAGAAGGAGCGAGAGCAAGGGAUGAGGAAGGAACAGGAGAAGUACCAGCUGAUCCUGGAGGAGGAGGAGAUGAUCGACUUUGUCAGCACUGCCAUUACCAUGAAGGGAACUCGGACAGAAAAGGAUCAGGAGGCCCCGGCUCUGUCGCAGGCGGAGCUGAAGAAACAGUCCAUGCAGGAGGUCCGACGCAGCCUUCCCAUCUUCCCCUACAGAGAGGACCUGCUAGCUGCCAUCCAGGAGCACCAGAUCCUGGUCAUUGAAGGGGAGACGGGCUCCGGAAAAACCACCCAGAUCCCACAGUACCUCCUGGAAGAUGGAUACACUAAAGGAGGCAUGAAGAUCGGUUGCACACAGCCUCGCAGAGUGGCAGCCAUGUCAGUUGCAGCCAGAGUGGCACAGGAAAUGAGCGUCAAGCUUGGGAACGAGGUGGGUUACAGCAUUCGUUUUGAGGACUGCACAUCAGAGAGAACGGUGCUCAAGUACAUGACAGACGGCAUGCUGCUCCGAGAGUUUCUCACCGAGCCCGACCUGGCCAGCUACAGUGUGAUCAUCAUAGAUGAGGCCCAUGAGCGAACGCUCCACACAGACAUCCUGUUUGGUCUGAUUAAGGACAUUGCCAGGUUCAGACCAGACCUGAAGGUGCUGGUGGCCAGCGCUACUCUGGACACCGAGCGCUUCUCCUGCUUUUUUGACGACGCUCCUGUCUUCAGGAUCCCUGGCAGGAGGUUCCCAGUCGACAUCUUCUACACUAAAGCUCCAGAGGCAGACUACCUGGAAGCGUGUGUUGUGUCAGUGCUACAGAUCCAUGUCACCCAGUCUCCUGGAGAUGUUCUGGUCUUCCUCACUGGACAGGAGGAGAUCGAAGCGUGUUGCGAGCUGCUCCAGGAGAGAUGCAGGCGGCUGGGAUCUAAGAUCGCAGAGCUGCUGGUCCUUCCCAUCUAUGCCAACCUGCCAUCCGACAUGCAGGCGAAGAUCUUCAACCCCACUCCGCCUGGGGCCCGUAAGGUGGUGGUUGCUACCAAUAUAGCAGAAACCUCACUCACCAUAGAUGGAAUCAUCUACGUCAUCGAUCCAGGCUUUUGCAAGCAGAAGAGUUACAACGCCCGCACUGGCAUGGAGUCACUCAUUGUCACGCCCUGCUCACGGGCUUCGGCCAACCAGAGAGCAGGCCGUGCAGGCAGAGUGGCUGCUGGGAAAUGUUUUAGGCUUUACACAGCCUGGGCCUUUAAACAUGAGAUGGAAGAAACCACCGUGCCUGAGAUUCAGAGGACCAAUUUGGGAAAUGUAGUCCUGCUGCUGAAGAGUCUAGGCAUCAAUGACCUCAUUCACUUUGACUUCAUGGACCCACCCCCUCAUGAGACUCUGGUCUUAGCGCUGGAGCAGCUCUACGCCCUGGGAGCACUCAACCACCUGGGAGAGCUCACAAAGCUGGGUCGCAGGAUGGCUGAGUUACCCGUGGACCCCAUGCUGAGCAAGAUGAUCCUGGCGUCCGAGCAGUACAAGUGUUCAGAGGAAGUGUUGACAAUAGCAGCCAUGCUGUCGGUGAACAACUCUAUUUUCUACCGGCCCAAAGACAAAGUGGUGCACGCCGACAACGCCAGGAUGAACUUUGUGGUGCCAGGGGGAGACCACCUGGUGCUGCUCAACGUCUACACACAGUGGCUGGAGAGCGGCUUCUCCACACAGUGGUGCUACGAGAACUUCAUCCAGUUUCGCUCCAUGAGAAGAGCCCGGGAUGUCAGGGACCAGCUGGAGGGUCUGAUGGAUCGCAUAGAGGUGGAGGUGGUCAGCUCCCAGGGAGACAAUGUGCCCAUUCGCAAGGCGGUGACUGCAGGAUAUUUCUAUCACACGGCACGACUGAGCAAAGGCGGCUACAAGACGGUGAAGCACCAGCAGACGGUCUACGUCCACCCCAACAGCUCUCUGUUCGAGGAGCAGCCCCGCUGGCUCAUCUACCACGAGCUGGUCUUCACCACUAAGGAGUUCAUGAGACAGGUGAUUGAGAUAGACAGCGGCUGGCUGCUUGAAGUGGCUCCUCACUACUACAAAAGCAAAGAGCUGGAGGACAGCAGCAGCAAGAAGAUGCCCCGCAAGCAGGGUAAAACUAAAGAAGAGCUGGGCUGAAGAGAAGACCAAGGGCUCAGGGGACAGAUCCAUACAAAGCACUGGGGUCACACUCCCUUCCUCUCUCAGGGCAGGGUGAACGUAGGGGAAAUGACUUUGAAUGCUUGCAAUUUGCAUAAAAAUAAAGAGGAAAAGUGUGGAAAUGUAGUUGUGUGUGGCACCAGUUCAGUACAUAAACAGCUACAUGUUUGCUGCCUGUUUUCACAUGUGACAAUAUUUUGCUGUAGCGUGAUAUGGCAUUUUUUUGACAGUGCUCACUCAGUUUCAACAUUGUAAAUUUGGACCAAUUUUGGCUGCAGAGAGUCGCCUGAAUGCAGACACAUGGAGCAGAGUGAUGGGUCCAGAGAGAAGUGGGUCACAGACCUACUGAUUUGUUUAAUCAUAAACCAGCUGCGUCAGCGGGGCCACUACAAAGAAACUAGUGCAGUUGGAUCUGAGUUUCCCGCAACAGCAGUACGGACUCACUCUGGGUUUUUCAGCUCAUUAAUGAACGUAAGACUGUUGGUUUGUUUUUUCAGCUGCUUGUGAACGCCCCCCAGCAAGUAGCUUUUGUUGACUUGCUGUAAAUGAACAGGCUUUGUCAAAUUUUGCAUUUGUGAAAGCAGCACACUGUCAAACUGUCUCCACCAAUAAGUUUCACUCACGUGAGGCGCCUUGUUUAUUUUCAUUUUUCUAGAGCAAUAAACUUUUACAAUCA
Messenger RNA from Seriola dumerili (greater amberjack), 4115 nucleotides. It is a transcript of the gene dhx16, whose product is annotated as DEAH-box helicase 16. NCBI's taxonomy places the organism in Eukaryota, Metazoa, Chordata, Actinopteri, Carangiformes, Carangidae. Gene Ontology annotation, cellular component: catalytic step 2 spliceosome; intracellular anatomical structure. The coding region runs from base 266 to 3418 and encodes 1050 amino acids. Gene Ontology annotation, molecular function: RNA binding; ATP binding. The transcript is spliced from 21 exons. The record is from RefSeq and is a predicted model, not a curated record.